AUGUCGGAACGUGUCUCUCAGCUCGCGGCCCAGCUGAAUUAUCCCAAGGGUAUGCUAGCAGGCCAGACAGCGAUCAUCACAGGCAGCGGGCAGGGAAUCGGGGCAGAAACAGCCAGGCUCUUCGCCAACGAGGGUGCGAAAGUCAUUGUCACUGACAUCGACGCUACCAAAGCAGAAGCCGUAGCCGCCGAGAUCAACAGCGCAUCACCAGGCCGUGCGCUAGCAGUGCCAGGCGACGUGCUAGACACAGCGUACCAGGCCUCUCUGAUCGAGAAGGCCGUAGCCUUCGGCAACGGCAAGCUGCACAUCCUCGUGAACAACGCGGGGUACACGUGGGACGGGGUGAUCCACAAGAUGAGCGACGACCAAUGGGACACGAUCGUGAACCUGCACACGACGGCGCCCUUCAAGCUAGUGCGGGCCGCGGCGCCAUACUUCCGCGUGCGCGACGGCGAGCCGCGGUGCAUCGUGAACGUGUCCUCGACGAGCGGCGUCCACGGCAACGCCGGCCAGAUCAACUACGCCAUGGCGAAGGCGGGGGUCACAGGGAUGACGAAGACGAUUGCGAAGGAGUGGGGGCCGCGGUUUGGCGUGCGCGCGAACGCCGUGGCCUUUGGAUUCAUUGCUACGAGGCUGACACAGGCUAAGGAGAAAGGGGCCUUCGUGACGGGGCCGAAGGGCGAGAAGAUCGUGGUGGGCAUCCCGCAGGGCACGAAACAGCCGGAGCAGCAGGCUCAUGCUGAUAUCCCGCUCCGGAGACCGGGGCAACCGUCUGAAGCUGCUGCUGCGAUAUUGGCGGUGGCUAGCCCGUUGUUUUCGUAUGUGACGGGACAGACUAUCAUGGUUACUGGUGGGCGAAAUAUGUGA
Molecule: messenger RNA, 867 nt
Organism: Xylaria bambusicola
Lineage: Eukaryota; Fungi; Ascomycota; Sordariomycetes; Xylariales; Xylariaceae
Product: 3-oxoacyl-reductase
Exons: 2
Coding region: 1-867 (288 amino acids)
Molecular function (GO): oxidoreductase activity, acting on the CH-OH group of donors, NAD or NADP as acceptor
Source: RefSeq, a predicted model, not a curated record